This is a messenger RNA of Aspergillus glaucus CBS 516.65, 2519 nucleotides long. RefSeq names its product small oligopeptide transporter, OPT family (gene optD). The transcript has 7 exons. Gene Ontology annotation, molecular function: oligopeptide transmembrane transporter activity. The record is from RefSeq and is a predicted model, not a curated record. Gene Ontology annotation, biological process: transmembrane transport. NCBI's taxonomy places the organism in Eukaryota, Fungi, Ascomycota, Eurotiomycetes, Eurotiales, Aspergillaceae. Bases 1 to 2334 code for a protein of 777 amino acids.
AUGGCGACUUCUGCAAAAGAUAGCAGGAAAGAUCCCAUUGAGACUCAGACUCGGCCGGUGGAUGUUGAAGCAUGGGAGGGAGAGAAUCCGGUCAAACCAGCGCCUGUGCCUAAUCAGAAGGAAUUGACUCCAAAUGAAGCGUUCAAGUGGAAUGUCGAUGGCGAUCAGUCGCCUUUUCCCGAGGUGGCAGCAUGUGUCUCCAACACUGAUGAUCCUAACAUGGCUUGUAGCACCUUCCGAUCAUGGACUCUUACGACCAUAUUUGUAAUGCUGUUUGCUGCUGUCAACCAGUUCUUCGGUCUGCGAUAUCCUUCUCUUAGUAUCGGAUACGUCGUCGCUCAAUUACUGGUAUAUCCUAUCGGUCGAGCAUGGGAGAAGCUUCCUCGAUGGAGGGUUCCGCUGGGGAAGUUUUCCUUCGAUAUCAACCCAGGGAAGUUUACCGUCAAGGAGCAUGCAUUGAUUGUGAUUUGCGUCAACAUCAGCGCCAGCGCGGCCUAUGCCAUGGGCUCAUUGGUCGCCAUCACCAGCCCCGUCUACUGGGACCGAGACUACGGAGCAGGAUUCUCCUUCCUCUACCUCCUAACCACCCAAAUGCUAGGCUUUGGUUUCGCCGGACUUGCUCGUCGAUGGCUGGUCUAUCCCGCAGCCCUGAUCUGGCCUUCGUCUCUGUCGUCAACAGUCCUCUUUCGAGCCCUGCACGAGCCGAAACAGGACAACUCGCCCGCGAAUGGUUGGUCCAUGACGAGAUAUCGCUUUUUUGGCUACUUCACGCUCUUCGCGUUUGUCAUUUUCUGGUUCCCGGACUAUAUCUGGACGAGUCUGAGCACGUUCGCGUUCAUCACCUGGAUCUGGCCUCACAACCAGAAAGUGAAUACGAUCUUCGGGAUGAACUCAGGCUUAGGAUUGCUACCGAUUAGUUUCGACUGGACGCAGAUUACCUACGCCGGCUCACCGGGGUCACCCCUGACGACGCCGUUCUACAUCACCUGCAACGCAUAUGCAGUGGUAGCCCUAUUCUACCUCCUCCUCUCGCCCAUCCUAUACUAUACCAACGUCUGGAACAGCGGAUACCUCCCGCUCCUCUCGUCAAGUACCUUCGACAACACAGGCUCAACGUACAACAUCACCCGCGUUGUCGACGAGAACCUCAACUUCGUCCAGAGCAAAUACGAAGCCUACUCGCCAAUGUACAUUUCCAUGUCCUACUCCUUGACCUACGGGCUCUCCUUCGCCGCUGUCACCGCCAUGGUCGUGCACACGUAUCUCUACAACGGGCGCGAGAUCUGGGCUAAGUUCAAGAACUCCCGGGCCGGAGGCGAAGAUAUCCAUCGUCGUCUGAUGCACUCAUACCCCGAGGUCCCAGAUUGGUGGUACGGCGCGCUGACCGUGGUUAUCGUGGGACUUGGUAUCUUUACCGUACGGUACUGGGACUCCGGGUUGCCGGUUUGGGGGUUUAUCGUCGUGUGCUGUGGGAUGGGUGUGGCUCUUAUUAUUCCCGAGGGGAUUCUGGAGGGAACGACGAACCAGCGUAUCUUUUUGAACAUCAUCACUGAGUUGAUUGCAGGUUAUGCGUGGCCAGGGAAACCCAUUGCUAACAUGAUGGUGAAGUGCUAUGGGUAUAACUCGGUGAAGCAUGGGAUGGACUUUGCGCAGGAUUUGAAAUUGGGGCAGUAUAUGAAGAUCCCGCCGCGGGUGCUGUUUGUUGGUCAGGUCUAUUCAAGUGUUCUCGCGACGAUGACGCAGACUGGUGUCCUCCGCUGGAUGAUGGGCCACAUCUCCGACCUCUGCUCCCCAUCCAACACCCAACGCUUCACCUGCAACGGCUCCAAAGUCGUCUACAACGCCUCCAUGAUCUGGGGCACCAUCGGACCCCAGCGGAUGUUCCAAGGCGGCCAGGUUUACAAUGCCCUGAUGUACUUUUUCAUCAUCGGCCCUGUGGUAACUGUCCUGGUUUGGUUGGUGUAUCGGCGCCAUCCGAACAGCUGGAUUAAGUGGGUUAAUGUGCCGAUUUUCUUUAAUGCGGCGGGGAAUAUCCCGCCGGCGAAUACGACGCAGUACUCGCUUUGGUUUAUUUUUGGGUUUUUGUUUAAUUAUUUGAUUCGGAAGAAGGCGUUUCAGUGGUGGACGAGGUAUAAUUACCUCCUGCAAGCAGCAAUGGAUACCGGUACCGCGCUCGCAACGAUCAUCAUCUUCUUCGCCCUGAGCUAUCACAAGGUCGAGUUUAACUGGUGGGGAAAUACUGUGGGCUCGAACACAGAUGAUGCCAACUCCGUCCCUUGGCUGAAGGUCCCCACAGGAGGAUAUUUCGGGAAGGGUCCUGGCGAGUUUCAUUGAGCAGAUAGAUUUACCCCGUAGUGCUUAUGACUUGUCAGACAGAAAGUGAAUUGCAGAUCUUCAAACACGUUAGCUAUUGAUAAAUAUAAAAUCGAGCAUGUUGUAUAUACAGGUCCCAGUUGGCCUUCUAAAACGUGCCAGAAUGAACCCAACACAGCAAUAAAACGUACAUCCAUCAUGCCUCC